AUGUCUUCCGGUUUCCGUCGAGACUUGAAGGUGCUGGUAUUUACGAGCGACGUAGAAAUUGCUGCAAAGGUUGAAAGCCAUCUCCAUUCAUUGGGAUAUCAAGCAACUGUUAUUGCUUUAGAGAACUGCGCCAAAUUUGAUCAGAUAGUAGAAGAUUUACUGCGCCGAGAGGCGUUUGAUGGAGUGGCUAUUGGUGGUAGGAUCAAUCAACGUCAUCCACAAGCUCAACUAGAUGAUGAGACAUUUCACUGGUUCAACAGAUUAGUAAACAUAAUUCACGAGUGCGCAUCAAAAUCUAAAAUUAUUUUGAAUAAAGAUCUGGCUGAUUUGGAACCGGCCAUUAAACGAGUAUUCGUCUGA
This is a messenger RNA of Didymodactylos carnosus, 360 nucleotides long. NCBI's taxonomy places the organism in Eukaryota, Metazoa, Rotifera, Eurotatoria, Philodinida, Philodinidae. The record is from the annotation of a GenBank genome assembly.